Molecule: messenger RNA, 3608 nt
Organism: Cornus florida
Lineage: Eukaryota; Viridiplantae; Streptophyta; Magnoliopsida; Cornales; Cornaceae
Exons: 10
Coding region: 703-2649 (648 amino acids)
Biological process (GO): proteolysis
Molecular function (GO): cysteine-type peptidase activity
Source: RefSeq, a predicted model, not a curated record
CUGAGUUUCAACAAGAGUAUAUCUAAAGAAAACAAGGGUUGAAGUAGUUUUUAGUUUAGCAUACAGUUGCCAGUUUGAAGAGAGCCUUGCAUUCCUAAGCAUGCUAACUCUAUUUUCUUUCAUUAAUUCUUUCUUUAUUUCUUUGUUUCUGAUGCACACUUUCUUAUUUCUUUACACUUAGAAUAGCCUUCCUUAAUUUACAAUUAUAGUAACAUAAAAGCUAAAGCAUGUGGUUCCUAUUUUGUAGCAUAACUACUGCAUAAGACUCAGCUUAAAUGAAGACUGGACUUAUAAAUUUGAAUAUCUGUGUCAUGUUCGAUUUUCUAUUAAUAGUUAAUAAGUUGGUGUAUAUGUCUUAAGAUGACUGUUCGUGUUCAUUCUAGCUUCUCGUGUUUAUGGUUAUCUUGUUCUGAGAUUUGUAACUGUAAUUCUUGUUUUGCAAACUAAAUCCUAUUUGGUGAAAAUUUUUAUGAUCUUUUUUAUAUACUUUUUUUUUUAUUUAUGAAUUUUAGUUAUAAAUAUUUGUGAAGAUAAUGACUGAAACAGGAUCUCCCUUUGCAGGAUUUGAAAGACUAAUUGGUAAAUUUGGGUUGAACUUUAGUCUUGAACAAGCUGAAGGCCCUUAUUGUGGAUUAUAAUUUUUACAAUUGCAGCACCCUACGGUCUUACCAUAUUUUAGAGUGCUUUCAUCACUUCAUACUGAUGUUGAAUACCCGGUGUUCUCCAAAUAAAUUCAAGGAAACGGUUUGCAAUUUAAGUGAAGACAAAAAGGUUGCCGUACAAGAGAUUGGGUUUGGGUCCCUUUUAGACAUCGAGUGUACCAUUUUGAAGCGCAACCUGUGCUUAUGGUUGGUAGAACACUUUGACCCUAGAACAUCUCAUCUCACCCUUGAAUCUGGCGCUCGGAUCCAUGUUACGCCAAGUGACGUUGAAGAGGUACUUGGCCUACCCUCGGGAAGAGGAGAAGAUGUGCCAAAUUAUAUUGUACAAAGUGUGCAUUGGUUAGAAAAUGGCAUUUUUUUAAAGGACGGUGUAAUAGAAGUGCCAAACUUAGUGCAUCAAUUAGACGUUCUUCCUGUUGGGGAUGACUUCAAGAGGGCUUUUGUCCUUUUCGCUUGCGGAUCACUUCUAGCACCCAUAUCGAAAAAUGAGACAAGCAAAAGGUUAUUGGCAGCGGUUGACAAUGUGGAUGCUAUUAAAUCGUAUAAUUGGGGGAAGUUUGUUUUAGAUUGGUUGAAAAAAGGAAUUGCGUCCUAUAAAGGAAAGGAAGGAAGAGAAGGUUGUACAUACAUACAUGGAUGCUUGUUCUUUCUCAUGCUUUUCUACCUACACCGUGUGGAUGUCAAUGGACCAAAACCGAAGCCUGAGAUGUCAUGCGUACGUGGAUGGACCAACAAAUUAAUAGGCGAGAGGUUGAAUUUGGAGAAGCAUAAAUAUAAUGGUUUCGGCUUCGGUGAGGUAAAGUUUACAACUGAUACAUCUGAAGAUGCCGAUAAGGAGUUGGCAUAUGAAAUUAUUAAAGUUGUUAAGAAAUGGAAGCAACGGCACAAUGUAGGCCAAGGCAGGGGGUCGAGAUCCUCAGAACCCAGUUCAUCCACACGACAACCUAACCCAUCUUCGCAAUUGUUUGCACAACACAAUCCGAUUGAGGAGGAAGAUGAAUCCCACAUACCAGUGGAGGAGGAAUUCGAAACCUCCACAAGACAAGCAAACUCACCCUGGCAAUCUUUUACAAAACACGAUCCCAUGGAGGAGGAAGGAGAAAUCCCCGCACCAAUGGAGGAGGAAGUGGGAACCUCCACAGCAAUGGAAGAGGAGCGUGAUGUGCAGGAAGCAGUGAUCCCUUUAUUACGUGUUAUAAAGCCUGGGCGCCAUAAGGGAUCACCUUGGGUUGAAAUGAAGGUCAACCGAUUGCGUGUCCUUCGUCCAGAAGCAAAGGCAGUCAUCUCAUAUGCCAUGGAUGAGAGCAGAAAUGAUGAUGAAAUGCUGGUGAACAUAAAUGAUAUUUUCCUCACAAGAAAAGAGAUGAGAACAAUCUCUUACAAUCAUUGGAUAUCAAAUAUGGUGGUUGAAGUCUAUUGCCAAAUGCUCCAGCUGAAACAAAAGCGUAGAGGAACCAAAUUUUUCUUUCCGCCUUCGAUUGGGAUUGAACUUUCCAAGAUACCUUCAAAAGUGGUUGAUAGGAAAGGUAAAAUACAAGCAGUUUGGAACAACUAUAAAAGGAUAAGGAAUGUCGAUGAUAACAAAGUUUGCCAAUUCAAUAUGCUUUUCUUUCCAAUACUUGUAAAUGAGAAACAUUGGUGCUUGUAUGUCUUUAACAUUUGCGAUAGUCGUAUGGAUGUGUUGGAUUCAAACAAACAUUCUUCGCAUGAUAAGCGUACUCCAGACAAGAUGUCAAAAGAUUUGGUAAUGUUGGUUGAGGUAUUCACCGGAAGAGAUCUACAAAACUUCAUAUACAAUGUGCCCAACGUACCUCAACAGCCCGAUAGUCUUUUAUUCAGUGAUAGUUGUGGUGCUUUCAUGUUGGACUUCAUGGAGAAAUGGGAUGGUUCACUCAGUCACCCAAAAGAGAAGGUGAAGCCCAAUUCUAUUUUUUACAUGGGUCUUAUUUAUUUUUUUCCCCGAAUGAAGAAAUUACCGAAUUACUAAAUCACACAAUCUCCUCGAUACUCUUCGUUAAUCAUUUAAUUCUCUGUUUUCUUCUAAACCAUUGGUGCAUUGUUAAUCUAAGCACCCACUGGUCAUUAGUCUUCAAAGGAAGAAAUGGGUCUUGCCUUUAAAGGUUUCAAAAAAUAUAUUUGUAAAACUGAUCCACAUUCCUACAUACUUUUGUUCAAGGGUUGAAACUGGAGGGUCUUCAAUUCCAAUACAUGCAAACAUAAUUUAAAAAAUUAAUGCAACCACAAAAUGCAUCCACUAUAACGUUUUCCUUCCUCUUCACUGCACUCCCCAUUCUGUUUUUACACGUUUUCCAGCUUAUACCUUUCUUUUUUCUUUUUGCAUCUUUUAAACCCAUGUUUGUGUGCAAGUACUUCGCUUUCCGAUCUCUCCCCGCUAGGCUGCAAUGUCGUAGUGUCAAUAGCGGGAAGACCAGGGGACUAUGGCACGUGUUGAAACAAAGAGAGCGGUAAGCAACCCCUUUAGGCAACAAAAUUUUCAACCUUAGAACCCCCUAAUGCAGUAUACCCUUAAUGUGUGCCAUUUUUUUGAAAGAGAAAGCAUCCAGCUCUAGUGAGUUUUAAUCUAACAUGAAGUAAGCAACAGUACUCCCUUGUAAUGAAUGAUAUAGAAAAUGUUUGACAUCCACUGUAUAAUGGGUCCUAUCGAGUAGAAACCAGCUUUGCUAGAUGAGGUUUAAAUGAAUAGCAUAUUCUUAAAUAUUUUCAGACAGUUUUUCAUUGUCAAAGAAUUCAGUAUGAGAUCAGUAGCUUAAAUCAUUAGUCAACCUUGUUUUUCCUACAUCACCUAACCAAUUAGAUACGCAAAUACUGGACUCCUGUCAUUUUAAAUGAACAUAUUGCAGUUAAUAUGGUCACUUCACUGUACUUAGUGGUGCUCAUUAAAAAUGAACCGAACACAAAAGAUACUGAAACUACGACAUAUUGAAA